Molecule: messenger RNA, 1266 nt
Organism: Aspergillus alliaceus
Lineage: Eukaryota; Fungi; Ascomycota; Eurotiomycetes; Eurotiales; Aspergillaceae
Gene: dscB
Product: protein dscB
Exons: 2
Coding region: 303-1139 (278 amino acids)
Source: RefSeq, a predicted model, not a curated record
ACAGAACCCGCAGCCUCGGCCGGGCCGUUUAACUUGACCAACGUGUUCAUCUCAUCUCCAAAUCGCCAUCGCAUUCCAUCACCACCACCAACUGCCCCCUUCCGCCAACCAAGAGGGGGUCUACAAACCUCCAUGCAACAAUCACCUUAAUAGCAUCUAUCUACAAACCCCAAAAAUAUCCCUAACUGAUUAAAAACCCAUCCCAACGAAACUCGUACCCCGACCACCGCAUCCAACCUCGCGCAUCAACCCCAAAAAGAGACAGAAUAAAAAUUUAAAAAUAGAAGAAAAGAAAACCAGCAAUGCAAACCUCCGGCCUAACCCAUACCUCACUAACAAAAGCCCUCCUAAUCUACACCGUCGCCUCCUCCAUCGCACUCUCCAUCCUCGACAUUAAACACCUCGCCUCGAUCCAUGUCUCCCCGCAUUUUUGGCCCUACGGCCAAUUCUGGCGCGCCCUAGUAUGGCAAUUCGCUGGUUUCACGAACUCAACGGAGGCGAUGUUCGCCGCCAUUCUCGUCUACCACCUGCGCGUCGUUGAACGCGCAUGGGGAACAAGGAAGCUAGCUACCUUCAUCCUAACAACAGCCCCCUAUACAACGCUCCUCCCACCCCUCCUCCUAACAACACUAUUGCGGCUGCUCUCCCUCUCAAAACUAAACUAUCUGCCCUCCGGACCGACGGCUACCAUCUUCGCUCUCCUGGCCCAGUACCACCUUUCUAUCCCGCAUACGUUCCGCUACCGGAUUUCAACGUCUAGUUCGAAGGCGACCGAUGAUGAGGCGAAGUCGUUGACGCUGCUUUUCUCGGAUAAGUCGACGACGUACCUGGUCGCGGGGCAGUUGGCGCUGUCGCAGUUUCCUGGGAUGGUGUUGCCGGCGGUGCUGGGAUGGUUUGUGGGGUUGGCGUGGAGGAUGGAGAUUUUGCCUGGGGUGGGCGCGAGGUGGAGGGUGCCGGCUUGGGUUGUUGGGGAGAAGGAGAGGAGGAGGGUUGUUGGUUCGUCUGGAGGGGAGGAGAGGUAUGAGGACCUGCGGAGGAGGUUGGAGGGAGAGGCCGCUGCUGUUGCGGCGGAGGCGAGUGGUUCUUCCGCUGCUCGGCAGGGUUCUGGGGUUGGGUUGAGGCAGGGGAGGGGAGCUUGAGUGAGCCAGUGGUUGGAUGAUCCAUGACUAGUGUUCUAGGUCUAGAGGAGCUUGAUGCCCGGGCCUUAAUGUUGAAUCUAGCAACUUGGCUGCAAUUCCAUUCUACAUAUCCCUUUAUGUACUCACA